Leptopilina boulardi is the source of this 4222-nucleotide messenger RNA. RefSeq lists its product as uncharacterized. The transcript has 4 exons. The record is from RefSeq and is a predicted model, not a curated record. Lineage: Eukaryota; Metazoa; Arthropoda; Insecta; Hymenoptera; Figitidae. Bases 233 to 817 code for a protein of 194 amino acids.
GCAAGAUGGAUGAUGGCUGGUGCACAAACAUCCAUCUUGGCUUUCCCACACCCAACUUGAAUAACCUUAUUUUUAUAUCCUUGAUUUAUUUUCCUGUGUUUUUAUAUUCAGUAUUUUUAAUCAAAGUGAGAAAUUUUUAAUGUGAAUAACGGGGCGAAUUUGUUGUGUCAAGAACUGCAGGAGCAGUUCUUUAUGUGCAAGUGAAAAUAGUGAAAAUAACAAUAAGAAACAGAUGUUUUCUUUUCCAAAAAAUAAGGAACGUAAGAAAUUGUGGCUGGAAAGUAUCGGCGAUCACUUGAAAGCAAGAAAAGGUGUAAAGGAAAAGAAACCAAAUUUGUUUAUUUGUGCUGAUCAGUUUACAAAAGAAAGUUUUAAAAAUGAUACUCAAAAAAUAUUGAAAGAUGGGUGCACAGUAUUUAUACCAUUGAAACGCUUUGUACUAAAAGAUGACAGCAUUCCAUGUAUUUUUGAAGAGCUUCAACAUCAACCUUGUGAUAGGUCAAGGCCUCUGUCAAAUAAAACCAAUAAUAGACGUGAAUUGUCUCCUGCUUCGGCUCAUCAAGUUUCUGUUGCUAAUGAAAUUAUUUUCAUUCAGAAAUCAAAUCCUGUUAAGGUUGAUAAUUUCUCUGCUUCGGGUCCAACAGCAGAAGGAACUAAAGUAACAUAUGAAAUAAAUAACCUCUUAAACGAUUGGAAUUCACGAAACACAGAAACUUUUCCAUCAAAUUGGGGAAUUAAUGAUGAUAUCGAGCAGGGCGUUUUAUUUAUGUGUUGUGGAGAUGUUCUUCUCAAAGUAACUAGGCAAAUUUUAGUAUGAAAAGAUAUAAUCAUUCAAAUUAGAGCUCACAAUUAUGUCUCUAAUUUUUCAUCAUGGAAAAAAUUACAUGCCUUGAGGAUUUGCGUUCAGCAAUGACUAUAAUCACAAGCUUAAAGUUGUGCGCAAGAGCAUGGCAGGGAUUAUGUAAAAACAGCUUCUUUGUGCAGAAACCAUUUUGUAACACAGAUUACUGUAGAGAUUGACAAAUAAAAAGACGCCUGGAGAAAAGAAAAGAAAGAUCGAAGGAAUUGCGGUUGACAGCAAAAAGAUUGAAAAAAAAGCAAUAACAAAUAUUAAAAAGAAAUAUUCACGAUGUGUAAAGAAGGUAAAAAUUAUAAUUAGUAUAUGUAUAUAUAAUUAGUAUACUUAUUCAUGUUAAGGUAAAUCUCAACAAUAUUCAUUUCAUCUGAAGAACAAGUAGUAGAAAAAGCAAUAAAAUUUUUCCUAUUCAAAUGCAGGAGGCUAUCCCUAUGAAUUAUCGUAGGAGCUAGUCCUCUUGCAUAGGAGUUAAAAGUUACAAGUUAGAGGUUUAGUACUGGCUAUUUUUUAAUACAAAAGGUCAUUUAAACAAUAGAAAGAAAGAAAAUUAGAGGUUGUCUUAUGAGAGGUUCGCCUGUAUAUGCUUAACAGCAGUGAGUUCUCCUUAUACUACUUCAUGACAUGUAUGCACUGUUUAAUUGAAUGGUGAAUUUCGAAAAGGGCUCAACUCUAAAAAGGCUAAGAGUCAUUUUCACUAUCAAUUGUUAUGCGAAAAUGACACGCUUUUUCGAGUUAAGCCCUUUUCGAAAUUCACCAUUCAAUUAAACAUUCAUGUUUUUAAAAAUUUAACAAGAGUCGUUAUAAAAGGUGAGAAACAAAUUUUUUAUUAUAACCAGAUAUUAUAAAUAAUUUACACAAGUAAUUAGAUCUAUUUGAUUCGCAAUUACAGGUUUUGACAGUUAGUUAUUAUUAUUGUUGAUUCAUAUAAUCACGGUAAGUAGUAUUUCAGGUUAUGUUGUUAAAAUAAGAAAACCAAAUGUCUGUUUGCAGAACUAUAUAAUUAAUAAUAAACAUAAAAAGAAAAAUUUUACAUUUUGUUUAUAUUCGACAAUGAACAAAAUUUUUGUUGAAGAUGGACCCGAACUUUUCGCGAAAGAUAUAAAAAUUAAAAAUAAUGAUUUUUCAGAAUUAGAAACUGACGAAAAAUUUAUUUACUUGAAACCAGGCAUAAGCGAGUUCAAUGUCUAUUCCGAAAGAAAUGUAGUUUUUCCAGAAAUUCUCAGUUUUGUUAAUAAAUUUUACCACUUUGAGAACUACAAAUGAAUCCUAAAUUUUAUUAUUAUUAAUUAAAGGACGCUUAUUUAAAUUAUCUUAUAUUUAGACAAUCAUUAAAUCAAAUAGUAUAAGAAUUUAUAGCUAAUUACUUUUUCAUUUUCUAUAGCGUAUAAAUUAUAUAUUGUAUAAUGCAAAUUUCUUUUUUUUGCUUCAUAGCUUUGUAGUCCUUCCGUUUAUAAAAAUUUUCAAAAUGGCGAAAACAAAUUUUUCUCUAUAUAGAAACAUGUUAUAUGAGAUCCUUAUCAAUUUUCCGGAUGUAUGUAAGUAUGCAUGUGUGGACCCCUUUUUUGUAAACACAACAUAACCUUAACAGGUUUUAAUGGAUUUGGCAUGAAGUAGGAUAAGGAGAGGUAACGGCGUAUAUUCAUUGGCCCUCAGAUAGACGGACCACAGUAGUAGGCUUUCUUUUUUCCUAAUGUCGCGAGCGCUCCUUUGGGGAAAGCGAAGAAUUAAAAUUUAUCGUCUGCAACAUGGCUGCAAGUCAGCUGUUUACAACGUUAGGUUAAGUUAAUAAAUAUGAAGGUAUUAUGCAAAUACAUUAACUGUAAAAUGUCAGAAAUAUUUUAAAAAUCAAAUAAUAGUUUAAUAUUGACACUGGAAUUUAUUAUUCAGCUUAUGAGUUACAUUCAUAGUUUUGUCAAAUCUUCGAAUAGCCUCUGACCAUGUUGCUAACAUUUUCUAUCGAAAUAAGAAAUAUAAUUAACAUUAUUUAUUAUUUACAUAAUAAUAUCAUGAGUAAUAAAAAAAUAAUAAACAAUUUCAUUCUACUUACCAUGGAAGGUUUAAAAAAACUUCGAACACAACCAUCUCUUUUUAUUUGGGUUUUCGAACCCGAAUCGCAAUGCUUUAUAAAACAACUCUUCAUUUUUCAAAACACUAACACAUUACUGAAAUACUUCAUGUGUAAAACAAACGACUGAAUUUUAACAACAAAAACACCAUGUGAAACAUUCAGGUUAUGUUUCUCUUUUCGCGGUAGGUCACGUGAUAAAAUAUAAUUCAAAUAUUUCCCACCGCAAGCGCUGUCAACAGUAGGAAAAUAGAAAGUCGUACUACUGUGGUCCCCCCUAUAUGGUGUCAAGUUUUCUAGCGAUUGGCUACAGGCGUUACCUCUCCUUAUCCUACUUCAUGGGAUUUGGGUAAAAUUUGGUAUGCUUAUUUAUCACAUUAAUAUCUCAAAAUGGACGAAAGGAUUUUAAAAAAUAACCAAAAAAAAAUUUUAUCGUCUUUUUUCCAAAAUUUUUUUUUAAUCGAAAAAAUUUUUAAAUAGCAAAAUUUAAGGUGAUAUAUAAUAAAAUCGUAUUCUUUACGUCAAGACGAAUCAAUUGGUUUAUAUAAAGUAUAGAUUUGAUUUAAAUUUAAAGAAUUAAUGAAAGUUAAAAUAUCAAAAAUUCACAUUUUAGCUAAAAAAUUUUGUAUCCUCAAAUGUUUAUAUUAAUAUAUUAUUCAUGUAUGUUUAUUUUAAUGUUAAUGCUUUCUCCACGAGAAAGCAAAUUUUUUUGCUGAUCGUAAAGAGGAAGCAUAAUGUUCAUGUAGUGAAUAUCUGAAUUUACAACUUGUUUGUAUUUAUCAUUAAUUAUGUAGUUCCGCAAACGGACAUUUGGAAAAUCAUGCUUCAUAUUUUAACAACAGAACCUGAAAUGCAACUUACCGUGAUUACAUUAAUAAAUAACUGUCAAAACAGCUGUAAUCGAACGAAUAAAAACAACUAGAAAUUCAUUUAAAGAGAGUUUGACAAUAUUACUCUCAGGAGAGCUCUACUCAUUUUCUAAGUUCCAUGUUGUCCUCUGGUACAUUCAUGAUUGUACACCUAAAUUGUGCUAUCUGGGAAGUAUAAAUUAUUUACUGUUUUAUUAAAAUUUAUUAAUGUAAUUUCAAUUAUCUACGUAGGUGCCAAUGUAUGAGUUACGGACAUCACAGAUGAAUAUGUAUCCACUUCUCUAGUCAUGUUGUGGUGUAGUGUGUCACCAUAAGUUUCUACAGUGGUCAUCUUCAUAUUUAACAUUCAUGUGAAUCAUUUUUGAUUUUUGAAGCCUUUAUAUGUGUUUAAUACUAUAUUUUUGUAAUAUUAAAGAUUAUUUUUAUGACGUC